AUGGCAGAGACAUCACAAGGACCUGACAAACGUCAAGAAGCCCAGGAAAAGAGCAGAAGAGAGAUUCUGAGGUGCACCAGGAAGGCCUGGAUUCCUCUGGAUGAGCAGCUGUCUAUUGGUUCCAGAGAGGAAAGAGAAAUUCCCACAACCCAACUGGUAGCAAACUCCAAACAAGCAAAUAUUCAGCAGUGGCUGGACUCCGGAUUCUUUGUCUGUGCAGAUGACAAUUUUCGGCAAGUUAUCCACCAUACUGCUGCUUUGCAUGACCAAGGAAUGGUUCAAGUGACCGUGAAAGACUACAUGAGAUCUCUGCAACAGUUUUCUGAAACUCCCAACCUAUCCAGAGGGACUAGUUUCAACUCUUUCCAUUCUACUGCAAGUAUACCACAAAGCAUUCCCGAAUGGCUGGAAUUUUGGGAAAAAGAUCCAGUAGAGAUUCUCUUGGAUCUGGGCUUUGGGACUGAUGAGCCAGACAUCUGUGCGCAAAUCCCAGCCAGGUUUCUCGAGAGUGGCUCAGCAGCCAGGGGAAUCAACACCCGUGUUUUUCUUGAGGCUCAAAAGCAGCGCGUGGAUGUUGAGAAUCCUAGUAUAUUUGGCCGUUUCCAACAGCUGGAAAUAUUGAACCAUGUGACCAAUGCCUUCUCAUCUUUGCUGAAUGACGUUGCCAUCCCACAGAACAAAACACAGGAGAAAUCUGGAGGGUGGAAUGUGCAGGGAACCUCAGUGAGUGGGAUGGAAGUGCCUCAGAGAAGAAUGGAGAACCUUACAAGGAGAACUUCAAGACAGACCAUUGAGAGGAACUACAACGCAGAAGCUCCAGAAUCUUUCCGGAGGAAGGACAAUUUUUUCACUCCCUCUGCAAAACCAGAAGCAUGUGGAGCAGAGCUUUCAGCUGCUUCAAACAGACAAACCCAUGUGUCUCCUUCAGCAGAAAAUCAACCUCCCCAAGCCAAUGAAAACAGGAUAACUUGCCAUCCUUCCCAAAGACUUCUUGGCAAGCAGUGGCCACACUCACUCCAGCAGGCCAAGCAGAUUUCUCCUUCUUGUGGGUUUGAAGGGUCAGCCAAAGAGAGAAUGCGGAAGGAGAACUUGAAUCACUAUAAUCAGUUCAAGAACUGGGCUUGUCUUAUGGAUAAGCAACUAGACUCCUACGAAAUGGAAGAGGUCCAGAGCUUUGAGGAAGACAGUGGUAAUGGUCCUGACCUGACUUCAGGAACCACAGGCGUCUGGACAGGCAGAGCAAACAGCUGUCAGUCUGACAGCAGUGGGUUCCUGGAAGAGCCUCCAGAACCGCUUCCCCUGCAGAUGCCUUCUUGGCCAAGCAGUCAGAACCCUGCUGAGACCACAGGCAGUAAGCCGCAUGUUGGGGGCCACAGCUUCGGGUCAUCUCAGGACGGUCAGCCAGGGCCAGAUGAAUCUGAUCCCGAGAGCGCUGCGGACACACCCGUCUCAAGCCAUCGCUGGAGCUCGAAAUCUGCUGUGGAAGAAGCAUCUCCACGCGAGGCCACCGAGGAGCCCCCAGAGCCCUUCCUGCCAGAUCCAGCCCUUGCCACAACCAUCCCUAGGAAGGUAUACUCAAGGGAAGGCAGCCCUGUGCUCCUGCUGCCAUCUUGCCCUGACUCUGAGGGCACUGGAGCCCUGGUCACUUCCAUGAAUGACCCUCCGUGGUUCAUGGCGACCCCUACCACAGAUGGGAAGGACGAGCCCUCCAGGCCCAAGGAAGCUGGUAAAGUAGACACACAAAUUGGCUGCCAGGGGCCUGGGAGGCCUUCCAGAAAUGUCUUUGCUGAAGACAAGACCCUGCGGAUGGGCUCCGAGGCCCCAGGGGGAGAGGGAAAGAACAGACUUUGUUCUGACACCGCCACCGCCUCACUGGCACGACGACAAGGGUCUCAUGUCCCUGAGUACCGAAAAAUCACGCCCUAUACAGAUGUCUGCAUUCCAAUGUCUGACAGCUCCACUCCUCACCUUGAAAAUCCACCUGCAGCCACUCCCCAGCUGAAGUCAAAGUGUAGAACUGGGGGUCAGACACCACCUAGGACAGAAGCCAAGACAGAAAACCUUCCUGUAAAUGCUGACUUGAACUUGGGCAACUCCAGGUCGGUGACAAUCCAGAUGUCCUCUAGCCUGGCGUCAGCUGCCUGGAGCACUGCGGCCUCGGCAGCUGACCACAGAGGAGCAGCUCUGGAGUGCACUGCGUGUGACACUGCUGCCACAAGAGGAUCAAGAUCAGGGACAGAGGCGAGACAGUUCCGAGAUGUUUCUGUUCAGACCUCGGGAUGUGAGCCCAGGUCCUGGCAGUGCUGUCCAGCCCCACACAGUACGGCCUUGAAGCACGGGCACCAGUCUCUCACCAAAUCUGUCUCUCUGGACACAGGCUUCUCCAGCACCUAUCCGGGGGCCCCCUGCCUCGUUGUACCUGCGUGUGGCUGUGUCUGCUGUCACCACCAUCCCCACAGUCACUGGGACACACACAGUUCCAGUCUUGAACCCCCAGCCUUUGGGCAUGGCCUGUGCUCACAGGCUGGCCAUCCAGAAGCCCAGUUCCUGCAGCCCAUGAACACCCCUCGGGACACCGCCGUGAGGGAGCUGUGUUUUGGCACAGCCCACGAGAUGGAAGCCAUGAAGCUGCUCUGCCGGAGUUUCUGGGAACAUUUGGAGGCGACGGAGCAGUACCUCUCAGGACAGCAGGCACUGUUCUCCAGACACAUGUCCGAAGAGGAAAGGGAGGAGGCAGCCCAGCUGCAAACCUUACGCGAGGCCCUGAAGCAGCAGUUGACAGAGCUGGAGUUUCAGUUAGGAGACCGAGCUCAGCAAAUCCGAGAAGAGAUUGUUUUGCAACUGGAGCUCCUCACAGGGGAACUACGUCAUUAUACUUGGACAGAAGGAAAUGGUGGCCAAGCUUCCUGUGCUACACCCCACCCAGUCAUGACUCCCGAGGUUGCAGUUCCUCCCAGCAUUGGCCCAGAGCCUCCCCCGGCAGGUGAUACUCAGAUGGCCAUCUUCACCCAACCUACCCUGGAGACCAGCACCAGGAUGUCUUCUCCAUCGCUGGCUCAGACAGAGGCGGGUCCAGCAUCUUCCGCACAUUGUCCUCUUGGAGGAAAAGAUACACACAUUUUCGUCUAG
Ochotona curzoniae (black-lipped pika) is the source of this 3129-nucleotide messenger RNA. RefSeq names its product ITPR interacting domain containing 1 (gene ITPRID1). The record is from RefSeq and is a predicted model, not a curated record. NCBI's taxonomy places the organism in Eukaryota, Metazoa, Chordata, Mammalia, Lagomorpha, Ochotonidae. Bases 1 to 3129 code for a protein of 1042 amino acids. Gene Ontology annotation, molecular function: signaling receptor binding. The transcript has 13 exons.